Perkinsus marinus ATCC 50983 is the source of this 960-nucleotide messenger RNA. Its product is annotated as kelch repeat protein, putative. NCBI's taxonomy places the organism in Eukaryota, Perkinsozoa, Perkinsida, Perkinsidae. The coding region runs from base 1 to 960 and encodes 319 amino acids. The record is from RefSeq and is a predicted model, not a curated record. The transcript has a single exon.
AUGAAGACCAACAGCAGGGACACUCGUGAUGAGAUCAAGACCAACAGGGACACUCAUGAUGAGGUGAAGACCAACAGCAGGGACACUCGUGAUGAGAUCAAGACCAACAGGGACACUCAUGAUGAGGUGAAGACCAACAGCAGGGACACUCUUGAUGAGAUCAAGACCAACAGCAGGGACACUCUUGAUGAGAUGAAGACCAACAGCAGGGACACUCGUGAUGAGAUCAAGACCAACAGGGACACUCCUGAUGAGAUCAAGACCAACAGCAGGGACACUCUUGAUGAGAUCAAGACCAACAGCAGGGACACUCUUGAUGAGAUCAAGACCAACAGCAGGGACACUCGUGAUGAGAUCAAGACCAACAGGGACACUCAUGAUGAGGUGAAGACCAACAGCAGGGACACUCGUGAUGAGAUCAAGACCAACAGGGACACUCAUGAUGAGGUGAAGACCAACAGCAGGGACACUCGUGAUGAGAUCAAGACCAACAGCAGGGACACUCGUGAUGAGAUGAAGACCAACAGCAGGGACACUCGUGAUGAGAUCAAGACCAACAGGGACACUCGUGAUGAGAUCAAGACCAACAGGGACACUCUUGAUGAGGUGAAGACCAACAGCAGGGACACUCUUGAUGAGAUCAAGACCAACAGCAGGGACACUCUUGAUGAGAUGAAGACCAACAGCAGGGACACUCGUGAUGAGAUCAAGACCAACAGGGACACUCCUGAUGAGAUCAAGACCAACAGCAGGGGCACUUUUGAUGAGAUCAAGACCAACAACAGGGACACUCUUGAUGAGAUCAAGACCAACAAUCGCAGAUUCAAAAGAUACGCCCGCAAAACACACACCGUGUCGUGUAGGGCAAAGCCAACGAGCAUCAUAUACAUGAGCAAACAGCUCGGCAAGGUGAAAUCCGAGCUCAUUGAAAGGUGUUCUUGGCAACAGAUAUUCCGUUAA